Raphanus sativus (radish) is the source of this 1661-nucleotide messenger RNA. RefSeq names its product UDP-glucosyl transferase 73B2-like. The coding region runs from base 53 to 1495 and encodes 480 amino acids. NCBI's taxonomy places the organism in Eukaryota, Viridiplantae, Streptophyta, Magnoliopsida, Brassicales, Brassicaceae. The record is from RefSeq and is a predicted model, not a curated record. The transcript has 2 exons. Gene Ontology annotation, molecular function: UDP-glycosyltransferase activity.
GAAAAAUUACUUCUACGAGCUUUAGAAUCAUUUUCAUAACCAAAGUCAAAACAUGGGUAGUAAUGCUCAGAGGUUUCAUGUUAUGUUCUUCCCUUUCAUGGCUCAUGGUCACAUGAUACCAACUCUAGACAUGGCUAAGCUUUUCUCAAGCAGAGGAGCUAAAUCCACAAUCCUCACCACAACUCUCAACUCCAAGAUCCUCCAAAAACGCAUCGACACAUUCAAGAACCUGAACCCUAGUCUUGAAAUGGAGAUCCAAAUCUUGGACUUUCCUUGCGUGCAGCUAGGGUUACCAGAAGGAUGCGAAAAUGCUGAUUUCUUAACCUCAAACAACAAUGAUGAUAGAGAAGACAUGAUCCUUAAUUUCUUUUUGUCGACAAGGUUUUUCAAAGACCAGCUUGAGAAGCUUCUGGAGACAAUGCGACCAAAUUGUCUUAUCGCCGACAUGUUCUUCCCAUGGGCUACUCAAGCUGCUGAGAAGUUCAACGUGCCAAGACUUGUGUUCCACGGCUUUGGCUACUUCCCCUUAUGCUUUGCUCACUGCAUCAAGUUGCAUAAACCACACAAGAGAGUAGCUUCUAGCUGUGAGCCAUUUGUUAUCCCUGAUCUCCCUGGGAACAUAGUGAUAACUCAAGAACAGAUCAACGACCGCGACGAAGGAACCGAGAUGGGGAAGUUUAUGGUCGAGGUUAAAGAAUCGGGAAUGAAGAGCUCAGGUGUUGUUGUGAACAGCUUUUACGAGCUUGAACCUGAUUACGCUGAUUUUUACAAGAGCGUUGUAGCGAAGAGAGCGUGGAAUAUCGGUCCGCUCUCUGUUCUAAACAGAGGAUUUGAGGAGAAGGCUGAAAGAGGUAAGAAAGCGAGUGUUGAUGAGGUUGAAUGCCUCAAAUGGCUUGACUCCAAGGAACAGAACUCAGUCGUUUACGUUUCAUUUGGGAGCGUGGCUAACUUCAAGAACCAGCAGUUGAUAGAGAUCGCUGCAGGUUUAGAAGCUUCUGGCAAAAACUUCAUCUGGGUUGUUAGGAAAAACAAAGGUGACAAUGAAGAAUGGUUACCAGAAGGGAUGGAGGAGAGGACUAAAGGGAGAGGGAUGAUAAUUAGAGGAUGGGCCCCACAGGUGCUUAUACUUGACCACCAAGCGACCGGUGGGUUCGUGACACAUUGUGGCUGGAACUCGCUUCUUGAAGGAGUGGCUGCUGGGGUACCGAUGGUGACGUGGCCCGUUGGAGCUGAGCAGUUCUACAACGAGAAACUGGUUACGCAAGUGCUCAGAACGGGAGUGACCGUGGGAGCGAAAAGGCAGGUGAAGGGGUUGGAAGAUUACAUUAGCCGAGAGAAAGUUGAUAAAGCGGUGAGGGAGGUGUUGGAUGGGGAAGAGGCAGAGGAGAGGCGUAGACGGGCUAAGAAGCUGGGGGAGAAAGCUAACGUUGCUGUGGAGGAAGGAGGGUCUUCUUUUGACGAUCUAAACAGCUUCAUUGAAGAGUUUAGCUCAUAAUAUUUGUGUUAAGAAUCUAUUAUAUUCAUGUGAUGUUUAAAGGGUGUGGACUACUCAGCUUUGGCCAAGUCUCACUUAUUCAGUUCUAUGUUCAAAUAAAUCUAUGUUCAACUUAAACUUUUGGAAAACAUCGAUGGGUGAGAAUAAGAUAUACUAUCACCAAAGU